Messenger RNA from Lacerta agilis (Sand lizard), 2023 nucleotides. It is a transcript of the gene ERF, whose product is annotated as ETS2 repressor factor. The record is from RefSeq and is a predicted model, not a curated record. Gene Ontology annotation, molecular function: sequence-specific DNA binding; DNA-binding transcription factor activity, RNA polymerase II-specific. The coding region runs from base 158 to 1801 and encodes 547 amino acids. The transcript has 5 exons. Gene Ontology annotation, cellular component: nucleus. NCBI's taxonomy places the organism in Eukaryota, Metazoa, Chordata, Lepidosauria, Squamata, Lacertidae. Gene Ontology annotation, biological process: regulation of transcription by RNA polymerase II; cell differentiation.
UUCGCUCGCUCUUUCCCUCCGGCCGGUUCCCCGGAGUUGACUUUCCCAGCUGGCCGGGGGCAAAAAGGGAGGGGACGACUUAGCCCGUCUAUGGGGGAGCCCCACACAAAGAAAGCCCUCUCUUCCUCUUUGCUCUCCAUCCUCUUGCCAAAGUCGAAUGUAUUGCAGAUGUCGAUCUCCAGCGAGCAAGCAAGAUGGCGCUGCGGACUGGAGGCAAGGGUUCGCCUUCCCAGACUGGGCCUACAAGCCAGAGUCGAGCCCCGGCUCGCGCCAAAUCCAGCUGUGGCAUUUCAUCCUGGAGCUUCUGCGCAAAGAGGAAUAUCAUGAUGUCAUUGCCUGGCAGGGGGACUACGGCGAGUUUGUCAUCAAGGACCCGGACGAGGUGGCCCGCCUCUGGGGGGUGCGGAAGUGCAAGCCCCAGAUGAACUACGACAAGCUGAGCCGGGCCCUGAGGUACUACUACAACAAGCGGAUCCUACACAAGACCAAGGGCAAACGAUUCACCUACAAGUUCAACUUCAACAAGUUGGUGCUGGUCAACUAUCCGUUCAUUGACAUGGGCAUGGCAGGUGGGGCUGUGCCCCAGAGCGCCCCUCCCGUGCCGUCCGGCGGCUCCCACUUCCGCUUCCCCCCCUCAACGCCAUCUGACGUGCUGUCUCCCGCCGAAGACCUGCGCUCGCCGGGUGUCUUCUCGGCUGUGGCGCGCCGCCUGGCGCGGGGCUCGGUCAGCGACUGCAGCGACGGCACCUCCGCCAACUCGGAGGUGGAGGAGUCCCUGGCCGAGGAGCAGCGUCGCGGCGGUGGCGGGGAGCCUGGCAGCUUCCGGGGCCCCCCGAUGCCCGGCCAUGCCCGCUUGACGCACGACGGCCUCUUCCGGGUCUACCCCCGCCCGCGGGUCCCCGAGCCCCUCAGCCCUUUUCCUGUGUCUCCCAUGGCCGGGCCCGCGGGCCUCCUGCCCCCUCAGCUGUCCCCAGCCCUCCCCCUCACGCCCAACCACAUGAACUACACCCCUUCACCUACCCUCAGCCCCAUGUACCCCGGGGGCUCCCACUUCUCCUUCAACCCAGAGGACAUGAAGCGCUACCUCCAGGCCCACACUCAGAGCGUGUACAACUACCACCUCAGCCCCAGGGCCUUCCUCCACUACCCAAACAUCGUCAUCCCGCAGCCCCAGCGCCUUGAGAAGCCGCCCCUUCCGCCGCCGCCGCCACCGCAGGCCGAGGAGCCGCCUUCCCCUUUCAAGUUCAAGCUGCAGCCUCCGCCGUUGGGGCGCCGCAACCGUGACAAGCAGCAGCCCCCCGGCCUGCCCCCAGGAGAAUCCAGCAGCGGCACCCCCUCUUCCUCCUCUUCUUCUUCCUCCUCUGCCUCUACAUCCGGGGCGGAGCCGCCUCUGCUGCCCCAGAUCAAGGUGGAGCCCAUCUCUGAGGGAGAGUCGGAGGAGGACCUGACCGUCGAGGUGACCGACAUCAGCGAAGACGACGAGGACGUCUUCAAGGCUCCUCCCGUGCCUCUGGAAAAGCUGGAAGAGGAGGAGGAGACCCCGGUGGCUGCGGCGGCUGUGCCCCCCGCCUCCCGCGCCGGGGAAAGCGGCAAAUGCAUCCCUCUGAAGCUGCGCUUCAAGCGCCGCUGGAGCGAGGACCAGCGGCUGGAAGCGGGUGCAGGGGCCGAAGAAACGGAUGAUAAGAAGGUGAAGGGGGAAGACGAUGCCAGCAGCCAUGGGGACGGGGUGGGCGGCCGGCGGAUCAGCACCGAGCUGCAGCGGGCCACGGCCGAGCUGACCCUGGAGAACCGGGAUUCCUAGAGCUGGGAUGUGCAGCCCCCCCACCCCACCCCCGGCUCCCUUCCCAGGACAGACGGACAAAAUGGGCAGGAGGGGGAAGGGGGGGGCUGGUUUUGCUGCCUUAACUCAGAGAUUAUCUUUUUACCUUUUGUCAGUUUCCCUUCUCUCCACCCCCGCCCCCUGUUUAUUCCGGAAACUCUGUAAAUUUUAUUAUUUCUUCUUAUCUGGAAGCCAGACAAAAAG